AUGUGGCAGUCCAAAUCUCCAUUGGUGGCUGCCAAAGAAAGAGAGACAAUUGGGAGAGAGAAGGAGGAGACGGCGGCGAAGACAAAGGGUAGAGGGCGAGUUGGGUUUUUGACUGCUGAAGAGAGAGAGAGAGAGAGAGAGAGAGAGAGAGAGAGAGAGGAGAGAGAGAGAGAGAGAGAGAGAGAGAGAAGGAAUGGUUGCUGGAUUUUGUUGGUACCUUUCUUUUGGGAGAGGAAUGGGAUGGGGAAGGUGGGGGUUGAUUGGGCAGUGGGGCUGGUUGAGAUGAGGGAAAAGGUGGUGGGGCUGACGAUUGAAGGCAAAAAAGAAAGAAAAAAAGAGGAGAUAUUUUGA
Molecule: messenger RNA, 351 nt
Organism: Prunus armeniaca (apricot)
Lineage: Eukaryota; Viridiplantae; Streptophyta; Magnoliopsida; Rosales; Rosaceae
Source: the annotation of a GenBank genome assembly